Molecule: messenger RNA, 2912 nt
Organism: Ricinus communis (castor bean)
Lineage: Eukaryota; Viridiplantae; Streptophyta; Magnoliopsida; Malpighiales; Euphorbiaceae
Product: serine/threonine protein phosphatase 2A 57 kDa regulatory subunit B' theta isoform
Exons: 3
Coding region: 868-2442 (524 amino acids)
Biological process (GO): signal transduction
Cellular component (GO): protein phosphatase type 2A complex
Molecular function (GO): protein phosphatase regulator activity
Source: RefSeq, a predicted model, not a curated record
CGAUCUGAUAACGUUGGAUUAAAACAUAAGCGAAAUCGAAAUGAACUCAAGAGCUGAAUUAUUACACCUAUCCAAUGCAGUGAAAGAAAAAACAGAAAACAGAAAAAACAGAAAAAACAAAUCUUAAAAUAAAACUUCACCUUCUGAUUCCUGUUUAAAAAGAAAAAAAUUAUUUUUGGGUUUAGAUUUAUUUAUUCUUUUUUCUUUAAUCUUCUCAUGGGUUCCAUUUACGGACUGUGAAGAGUGUUAAAGGUGUCUGCUUUAGCCACUUAUGCUCUCUUUCUCUCUCUCUCUCUCUCUCUCUCUGGUCCAAAGUGAUCCAUAGAAAGAACAGAAAAGGAAAGUGAAUUAAACAAAAAUGAAAAAGAAAAAUUGAGUCUUUCUUGCGCUGCUUGUCUUUCAAGUCUCCUAUAUCCUAUCCCUGUCUGAUUCAGCUGUGUAUAGCUUCUAUUUUUGGUGUGCAGUACAAAGAAAGAACCCUUUCUGCCUUUUUUGAUUUAGUAGGGAAGUUACUAUUACUGUUUCAGUUUUUGCAUCUGGGUUCUUCAGUUUAAAGUCAAAGGGUCUUGGAUUUUGUUGAAAUGAAAGAACUUCUCCAGAUGAUGAUAUGUUGGAACCAGAAGUGCUUUGAUGCUUCCAUUGAUGUUUCUGGGUUUUCUUAAUUUUUGUUAGGAAGUGGAUUUCCGUUGAUGGUAUUGGGUUUGUAUUUUCUGCAGUUUGAUAUGGACCUUUUACAUCUGUAUCCAGUUCUGUGAUUGUGAAGUCAGUAGCUGUCCUUUUCAUGGACUAAAAAAUCUGCUUUAAAGGAGCCUUUGAGCAUAGCUGGGUUUUGUGGGAAGUUCAAUCCUUAGCUAUAGUUCUUGAGUUAUGAUCAAACAAAUACUUGGUAGGCUUCCGCGGAAGCCAUCUAAAUCAUCUGAGAAUCGUGAACUUGGCAGUUCUUCUGCUCCUUCAAGUACUUCCACUAGUUCUAGAAACAGUGAUAUUGUGAGUAAUAGGCCUGUAAGUUUAAACGAUACAUCUCCUCCGGGCUCUGAUUCUACUCCACAUUUAGGUUAUGCUCAUGGAAGUAAGCCUAUCCAGGCAGUCAAUUCCAAAUUGAAUGGCAAUUCAGUAAUUGCUUCUUACGAGGCAUUGCCAGGAUUUAGGGAUGUCCCCAGCUCUGAGAAGCAGAAUUUGUUUAUUAGAAAGCUGAGCUUGUGCUGUGUGCUGUUUGACUUCACUGAUCCAACUAAGAAUUUGAAAGAAAAGGACAUCAAGCGGCAAACAUUGGUUGAGCUUGUAGAUUAUGUUACCUCUGCAAAUGGGAAAAUAACAGAAACUGUCAUGCAAGAAGCUAUAAAGAUGGUAUCUUCGAAUUUGUUUAGGCCACUUACUGCACAACCCCGUGAGAAUAAAGUUUUAGAAGCCUUUGAUUUGGAAGAGGAGGAACCCUUAAUGGACCCUGCAUGGCCUCACUUGCAAAUUGUGUAUGAAUUCUUUCUGAGAUUUGUUGCAUCUCCCGAGACAGAUGCGAAGUUGGCCAAGAGGUACAUUGAUCACUCUUUUGUUCUCAAGUUGUUAGAUCUCUUUGACUCUGAAGAUCCAAGGGAAAGGGAGUAUCUAAAGACAAUUCUACAUCGUAUCUAUGGAAAAUUUAUGGUGCAUCGCCCAUUUAUUAGGAAGGCUAUCAACAACAUCUUCUUGCGGUUUAUUUUCGAAACAGAGAAACACAAUGGGAUUGCAGAGCUUUUAGAAGUUUUAGGGAGUAUUAUCAAUGGGUUUGCUUUGCCGCUGAAAGAAGAACAUAAAUUGUUCCUCAUUCGGGCACUAAUCCCCCUUCACAAACCAAAGUGCUUAGCUAUGUACCAUCAGCAAUUAUUGUACUGCAUUACACAGUUUGUGGAGAAGGACUGCAAGCUUGCAGAUACUGUUAUAAGGGGUUUAUUAAAGUACUGGCCAAUUACUAAUAGUUCUAAGGAGGUGAUGUUCCUGGGUGAGCUCGAAGAAAUCUUAGAAGCAACCCAGCCAGCAGAAUUUCAAAGAUGUAUGGUACCCCUGUUUCAUCAAAUAGCUCGUUGCUUGAGCAGUUCACACUUCCAGGUGGCAGAAAGGGCUUUGUACAUGUGGAACAAUGAUCAUAUUGAGAACUUAAUCAGACACAACCGGAAAGUUAUACUGCCUAUUAUUUUUCCUGCCUUGGAGAAGAAUGGACGUAAUCACUGGAAUCAGGUUGUCCAGAGCUUAACUCUUAAUGUCCGCAAAAUCUUUGCUGAUAUUGAUCCUGAGCUGUUUGAAGAGUGCUUAAGGAAGUUUCAAGAAGAUGAAGCAAAGGCCGAGGAUAUAAAGUUGAAACACGAAGCCACAUGGAAGCGCUUAGAAGAGAUUGCAGCAACAAAAGUUGCAAGUAGCGAAGCAGUGCUUGUUCCUCGCACUAUACCUACCUUAACAUCUUCAGGAUAGGGAUAAAGAGGGAUUUCUGUGUUUUGUAUAAAGUAUUCAUUGAUUGGUCUAGGAACCAAGAGAUGGUCAUUAUACUUUGAGAGCUGGAAAUGCCUGAUUACUUUGUCACUCCAUUUUUUUUCUGGUUGUCGAGGUCCUGACAGUAAGGGGAAACCUUUGGUAGUAAUAGCCGACAUUUGAUCGUGAUAACGACGCAAAAAGGUACACCUGGAGCAGGAGCUAACAAGCUAUGGUCCACAUUUAUGAUUGAGUGGAGGUAACCAGUUAGUUUGGCCUUAUUAUAGUUGAUAAAUUAGCAUCUCUAGGAGCUAUCCAUUUGGUCUAGUCACUUGAGUUUUCUUGACUUCAUUUCUUAUGUGUAUGUAUGAUAUAUAAAUAAAUAUAUAUAUGUACACACUUUGUAAAAAGGAAACCUUUUGUUGGUGUGAAAUUCAUGCUUUUGCAAAUACACUAAAUUUUGAUUGGGUUAA